Messenger RNA from Ectocarpus sp. CCAP 1310/34, 1139 nucleotides. Lineage: Eukaryota; Phaeophyceae; Ectocarpales; Ectocarpaceae. The record is from the annotation of a GenBank genome assembly.
UUGGUCCUUGUUGCCAAGUCUUGCCUUUGCCUUUGCCUGGGCCUUGUUGAUACUUUGCCGUGUUGUUGUUGUCUCCUCGUCGUAUGUGACCUCUUUUUUUAUUUCGUAUCUGACCUGUUUUCGAUUCCCCUUUCGGCGGCUUGCGCGUCUUGGCCCUUAGCAUACUACAACUGUCUGUGUUCUUGCGUAUUGUCAUCAGAUUUGGCAUUUGUGUCUCGGUAUACUUUCUUUUCUCUGUCCAUCUUUGCACCUUUUUGCUUGAUGGGUGUGGAACAGCCUCCAGUUUAGGCGGAGUUUUCUUCCCUCUUCUGGAGCAGGACUGUCUUUUGUGUGCUUGCUCUUCGCCACAUUUAUUUUUGUGCCCCGAGGGGUUAGCCCCAUCGGGUUUCAGAUUGUUUUAGUAUCAUGACGCGUGCGUAUAAUAGUUUUGUUUAUUUUCUUUGCGGUUGCGACUGUAUCCAAGUGUGACAACAGGCUCCGUGGAGUUUCCUUUGCCUUUUGCGUUGCCUUGUUGGGACCUUGCGUUUGCCGUAUUGUUGUUGUCUCCUCGUAAUCGUAUCUCGAUAUGUUUUUUUUUUCUUUCGUGUCUAGCCUGUUUUCGCUUCCCUCGUCCGCGGCUUGCGCGUCUUCGCCCUUCGCAUGCAACUGUCGGCGUGUCUUGCGCAUUGGCAUAGGUGUCUCGAUGGAUUUAUUUUUCUCGAUCCAUCCUUGCACCUUCUUUCAACUAACCCUAUUUUUUAUUCUGACGGGUGCGGGAAGCCUCUAGGCCAUAAUGUAUGUAGCCGGAGUUUCCUUCGCUCUGCUGGCGGAGGACUGUUUUAUAUUGCUUGUUUUUCGCAGCAUUAUUUUUGUGUCCCGAUUAGACUCAGCACGGUUCGGUUUGUGUUAGCAUCGCAUGACGCGUGCGCACAAUAAUUUUGUUUAUUUUUUUUGCGGGGUCGAGUGUACCCACAUGUGUGGCCACAGACUCCAACGGAUGUUUUGGAAAAGAGAGCUACAGCAGUACAUGCCACGACACCGAAAAACGAAACGUGCACCUGCACAAUUUGUGGUUUAGUGGUCCGGCAGGUAAAAACUUGUCAUGCACGUCAUGUUGUGUGCAGGGUGGCGAAACACCGGUACUGCUGUGUUGGCCCGUA